CGAAGAAACAACCACCACCUCUAUCACGUACCGAAACCCCAUACCCGCAACGCCAACAUGGUGCGAAAGCUAAAGCAUCAUGAGCAGAAGCUCUUGAAGAAGGUCGACUUCAACACGUACAAAAGCGACAAUGAUCACCGGGAAGCAGCCGUCAUGCGUCGCUACGCAAUCCAAGGACGCGACGAUUACCGAAAAUACAAUCAGCUCGCCGGAUCCCUGCGACAACUUGCCCAUCGCGUAGCCGCUCUCGAUCCGUCCGACCCCUUCCGUCACAAGCAGGAGGACUUGAUCUUGGAGAAGUUGUUCUCCAUGGGUCUGCUCGGUACCGGUGGUGGCGGCCGUGGAAAACUCUCAGACGUUGAACACAAGCUUACGGUGUCGGCAUUUGCACGGAGGAGGUUACCGGUUGUCAUGACUAGGCUACGCAUGGCAGAUCAUGUACAGUCUGCUGUCACACUCGUCGAGCAAGGACAUGUCAGAGUCGGUACGGAUGUCGUCACGGAUCCGGCCUACCUUGUCACAAGGAACAUGGAAGAUUUUGUCACCUGGGUCGAUUCCUCCAAGAUCAAGCGCAACAUUAUGAAAUACCGCGACAAGCUGGACGACUUCGAACUCGAGGCGCUAUAAGCUCUGACAUCUCUUUCAUUGGGUGGCGUUAAUAAAUGCAGCAUUUGAAGGCGUUUCGAAAUACUCGCGAUAUCGGGUCAUGACACAAAUUGAUUUUUUUUUCUCGCUAUUGAAUUCGUUCUUUCGGGUUUCUCGUAUACUAUGAAGUCAGAUUAAUGCACGACUCACUUUACAAGGGCGGAUGAAGUGCUCCAAGCAUUCCAUCGCAAAGCUGAUGAACCGCGAAACUCUCGCAC
Messenger RNA from Alternaria alternata, 863 nucleotides. RefSeq lists its product as hypothetical. The record is from RefSeq and is a predicted model, not a curated record. The transcript has 3 exons. Gene Ontology annotation, biological process: rRNA processing. Gene Ontology annotation, cellular component: Mpp10 complex; small-subunit processome; small ribosomal subunit. The coding region runs from base 58 to 627 and encodes 189 amino acids. NCBI's taxonomy places the organism in Eukaryota, Fungi, Ascomycota, Dothideomycetes, Pleosporales, Pleosporaceae. Gene Ontology annotation, molecular function: rRNA binding; snoRNA binding; structural constituent of ribosome.